AUGUCCGAACUAGCUUCGACCCCCUGCAGUUCCAAGAGCACACGACGCACCACCAAUGGUGUUGAUAGGGUCAGCAGCCUUCCCGACGAGCUGCUCCACCACAUGAUGUCCUUCCUGCCCAUGCCGGAGGUCGUGCGCACAAGUCUGCUCUCGACGAGGUGGCGCAAUCUCUGGGCCUCUACGCCAUACAUCCGCAUCGACCACCAUGACUUUAAGGAUUACGGCAAGCUGAAGAAGUUCGGGGACCACCUGCUACUCUUGCGGGACGGUGCUACUUCCUUGGAUGAAGCCCGGAUCCUUGCCAACAAUGUUGAUACUUUCACGUGUUGUGAGUGGGUUCGUCAUGCCAUCAUGCAAAAAGCUCGUCACCUUCAUGUUUCUGGAUAUGCCCUUUUGGAUAGCACAGCCAUGUUUCCUGCUCAGCACCUCAAAACAAUCAGGCUCCGAUCUCUCGUCUUGAGAGGGGGGUUCGUUAGGCUGCUGAACUGCGAGUGCCCAGUUCUUGAACAUUUAGAGAUAGAGCAGAGCGAUUUGUGGGACCUGAAGGAGAUCUCAUCGUGGUCACUCAAGGUUCUUCAUCUCAUUCGCUGCCUUAUCAUCAAGGGUCUCGUAAUUUGUGCUAGCAACCUUACUCAUCUCUCUAUCGAUGAACAAUCAUGUCAUUCGGGCGCUGUAGUAACUAGGGAUCUGUCUUCUCUAGUAACAGCUUCGAUUAGACUGAGGUAUGACUACUAUCAUACUUCAGGCGGCUCAAUACUGGAUUAUCGUCUACUUGAUGGACUCUCAAAUGCCACAACCUUGGAGUUGCAUGCGCCCUUACCUGAGCUCACAUUUGAGAGAGAUUUGCUGACAUGCCUGGUGUUUAGCAACCUGACAAGUCUGGUGCUGGGUGAUUGGUGCAUGGCUGCUGACUUGUACCCGCUGCGUCGCAUUCUACAUCGCUCCCCCAAGCUGAAGGAGCUAAGUAUAAAGCUUGAAAUGGAGGAAUGUAGGAGCUGUAAGAAAUCCGAAUCUGCUUUGCCGCUAGCAAGGGGAGCACUGCCGUCGGGCUCAGGAAGCAGCCACCCUUUCAUCGAGACGAUCAUUAUCCACUGCCAGAAGAAAGAUUCCAGGGGCGAUGCUUUGCUGCAGGCGUUGAAACUGAUUGCCGGCAAUGCGAAAAUCAGCAUCGAACGUCGCUGA
Molecule: messenger RNA, 1182 nt
Organism: Triticum turgidum subsp. durum (durum wheat)
Lineage: Eukaryota; Viridiplantae; Streptophyta; Magnoliopsida; Poales; Poaceae
Source: the annotation of a GenBank genome assembly